AUCUUAGUAGGUACAAAAAUAUACGAUUUUUAUUUUCUCGUUACAAUGAUUUAACUAUGGUAUAAAAAAAAAAUGCUUUGUUUUCUCGUUACGAUGAUUUAUGGCCAUUCCAUAAUUAGGGUGAUUUUUGUUUUUUCAUUACAAUGAUUUAUGUCACUCCAUAAUUUUGGUUAAAGGUUUAUAAAUUUUUUUAAGUGAAAAGAGGCUCGUGGGUUUCAGAGCUGGUUUACCCUUUAGAGAUAGAAAAGGAGGAAGAAGGAAGAGAAGAAAAUAGGGCUGGGCUCAUCGCCAUUAGGGCGCUCAUAGAGAGAAGAAGGAACAAGGAAUUUGGGUUUCACAUCUCUGUGUUUACGGUUUAGAGAGAGAAAAUGAGGAAGGAAGAGAAGAAAGUAGGGCUGGGUUCAUUGCAUUAGGGUUUAUAGAGAGAAGAAGGAAGAAGGAAGAGGUCAUCGGCUUCACAAACCCUAAUGGAAGAGGCUCUAAUUGAUUUUUAGAGAGAGACAAGGAAGAUGGGAUGCUGAUUUGGGAUAGUUUGAAGAGUUUUUUCUCUCUGAUUUGGGAUGUUGUUUUGAGAGAAAACCUUAACUAUACUGAUAUGUGAAGAGGCCCUCACUGAUUUUUAGAGAGAGAAAAGGAAGAGGGUUUUUCAUUUUCUGGAGAAAACAGAGAAAGGUUUGACAGGUUACAAGACCGGUGCGCCGUGACCUCUGAAACAAUGGAAAGCCCCCAAUUUGAUGAAGAAGAUAUGCAUUUUAUGGAUGGUGAGGAAUACCUUUUCUCUUCACCAAAAUUGGAUAAAAGUGAGGCUAGAAAGGGGAAGACUUCGAAGAAAUCACGAUCUGAAUCUGAAGAACACAAGAAACAAUUAGAGAGACUGAAAGAAAAGGAUCCAGAGUUCUAUAAGUUCUUGGCAAGUCAUGACAAGGAGCUUUUGAAAUUCAGUGAUGAAGAUGCAGAUGGGGAUGUGGAUGAGACAGAGGAUGCUGAAAUUGAUGAAGUCAGUCAACGGCCUGGAGCACUUGCAGAAAUGGCUGAGAAACCAUCUGUCAAGAUUAUCACAACUGCAAUGGUUGAUUCUUGGUGUAAAGUUAUUCAGGAAGAAAAAGGUAUAAGGCCUCUUCGUAUGCUCAUUCAAGCUUUCAGAUCUGCAUGCCAUUAUGGUGAUGGCGAUGAUGACUCUUCCUCAAAGCUUCGCAUCAUGUCGAGCAGUGUAUUCAAUAAAAUAAUGGUGUUUGUUCUAAGUGAGAUUGAUGGCAUUUUCCGAUCACUUUUUAUACUUCCUAGUUCGGGUGGGAAGAAGGAGACCAUUGUAGAAUUGAUGGCUCAAAAGGCUUGGAAGAGUUAUGGAUCUUUAGUGAAAUCAUAUCUUGGAAAUGCCCUUCAUGUACUGAACCAAAUGACGGACGGGCAGAUGAUCUUGUUCACAUUUAAGAAUCUUAGACAUUCAGCCAUAUUCUUGACAGCAUUUCCAAACCUCUUGAGGAAGUAUAUUAAGGUUGCGCUUCAUUUUUGGAGCACUGAAGAAGGAGCUCUUUCAGUUGUUUCUUUCCUGUUUCUACGAGAUUUAUGUAUUCGGAUUGGUUCAGAUUGUAUGGAACCAUGCUUGAAAGGCAUAUACAAGGCCUAUGUCUUGAAUUGCCGAUUUGUUAAUGCGACAAGAUUGCCUCAUAUUCAUUUUCUUGGGAACUGUGUGAUUGAGCUUUAUGGUUUGGACACAUCAAGUGCGUAUCAGCAUGCCUUUAUGUUUAUCCGUCAACUGGCGAUGAUUUUGCGAGAUGCGCUCACUGUCAAGACUAAGGAGGCGUUUCGGAAGGUUUAUGAGUGGAAGUACAUGAAUUGCCUUGAACUUUGGACUAGAGCUGUCUCCACAUACAAGGCGGAGCAUGAAUUCGGGCCCUUGGCUUACCCACUGAUGCAAAUAAUAUUUGGGGUGGGACGUUUGGUUCCAACUGCUCGAUAUUUUCCUUUGCGCUUGCAGUGUACUAGAAUGCUUAAUCGUAUUGCAAUUGCCACUGGGACUUUUCUUCCUGUUUCAUUUCUUCUCUUGGAUAUGCUGGAAUUUAAAGAGCUGAACAGAGCUCCAACUGGAGGUGUUGGAAAUGCAGUAGACUUUCGUACCACAUUGAAGGUUACCAAACAGAUGGUGAAGACACGCCCUUUCCAGGAGGAAUGUGUCUUCUCUGUAGUCCAAGAACUCUCUGAGCAUUUGGCUCAGUGGAGCUAUUCUAUGGCCUUCUUUGAAUUGGCAUUUAUUCCUCUCGCUCGUUUGCGAUGCUUUAGUAAAUCUACCAGGAUUGAGAGGUUCCGACGAGAAGUAAAGCAGCUUGUAAAGCAGGUGGAAUCUAAUGUUGAGUUUAUAAGUUCUAGACGAUCAAAUAUCAAUUUUUUUCCAAACGACCCCGCUGCCAUUGGUCCAUCUUCUGAGGUUGAGGAGGAGUUUGGAGUGAGCCCUUUGUCUAAAUAUGUUGACAGUUUGCGGCAAAGAGAACAGCAGCGAAAAGCUUCAAUGGUGGGAUCCAGUGUUCUUGUAGGUGAGACUGGAGCAUCAUUUUCUUCCAAAGAGAUCACGAAACUGGAGGAGGAAGAUAAGGGGAUGGGGAAAGAAGAAGGUGCCGCAGUUUUCAGCUCAUCAUGGUUGCCAGGAGGGAAACCUCAGCGCAAAAGUUCAAAACCCAAACAUUUGGAGUAUGAACAAGUGCAGAACGCUGAUGAGGACUUGGUCUCAGAGUUGGAGCUCUCUUCAGAUGAUGAAGAAGAAAACACGCCAGAGCUCGAACCACGCUCUGCCUCUGAAGAGCCGGAAGACAAGAUGACUCCAAGAACUAAAGGCAAGAAACGAAAACCUGAGUCCCUAAUUUCCAAACAAAAAUCUCGAAAACCCAAUGCCGGUGGGAGGAGGAAGAAGAUGAAGAAGAGCGCAAGGUGAUUUUUAAUGAGCUUUGUGAUAUUGUAACAUGGGUUGUACAAUUUUCAUGAAAAUUUUGUAGUGUUUUGCUUUGUUUUUGCAAUUUUGGUGUUUGUUCCUUCUCCCAUUUUGAUUUUCUUUUUGCUUGAUGUCCUUAUGGUUUCUCUAUCCUUGGCCCUUUGAUUUUUUAUAUAUAUUGGUUUUAGUGAAACAUGGUUUUCACAAUUCAAGAAGAAGACUCAUUAUCAGUUUUAGUGACAUAUGGUUUUCACAAUUCUAAUUCUGUUUGUAAUAUUUUUGGGUGCCUGCGUGCCCUCGCACCGGAAAUCUGAUUUCUCCGAGGGUCUGGAGCACCAAUUUCAAUGACCUGGCUGUAACCAGCUAUUGUUUCUCUUGAAGUUAGUGGUCGUUAUGUAACGGCCAUGGUGACAGUAAUGUGGUGCUGAUGUUAAAGCCUUGCAUUUGCC
Molecule: messenger RNA, 3372 nt
Organism: Amborella trichopoda
Lineage: Eukaryota; Viridiplantae; Streptophyta; Magnoliopsida; Amborellales; Amborellaceae
Product: Noc2p family
Biological process (GO): ribosomal large subunit biogenesis
Cellular component (GO): Noc1p-Noc2p complex; Noc2p-Noc3p complex; nucleolus
Source: RefSeq, a predicted model, not a curated record